Staurois parvus is the source of this 1842-nucleotide messenger RNA. Lineage: Eukaryota; Metazoa; Chordata; Amphibia; Anura; Ranidae. The record is from the annotation of a GenBank genome assembly.
AUCAGCAUAUCUUGUCUCCUUCCGGCUUCCUGGCACUUUAGCUUAUCUCCCGGUGGGUGCCCGCGUGCUCUGAAUACUACCUUACGCCAGUUGGUCAUAAUUGGUGUAGUGGCUGCCAUCCUCUUCUUGCUGUUCUACUCUUUACUUCUAGUUCGUACUAAGUACAGCCGAUCCCAACGGGACAGGAAAUAUCAAAGAUAUCUGGCUCAUGUUACCGACAUGGAAGCCACAGACACCAACAACCCCAAUCUUAAUUAUGGCGUAGUGGUGGAUUGUGGAAGCAGCGGGUCACGUAUAUUUGUCUAUUGUUGGCCUCGUCAUAAUGGAAAUCCACAUGACUUGCUGGAUAUCAAGCAAAUGAGAGAUCAGAACAGAAAGACUGUUGUCAUGAAGAUCAAACCAGGUAUUUCAGAGCUUGCCACCACCCCGGAGAAAGCCAGUGACUACAUCUCUCCACUGCUCAAUUUUGCUGCCAGCCAUAUACCGCGGGAUAAGCACAAAGAGACCCCGCUUUAUAUCCUGUGCACAGCAGGGCUCCGAAUCCUGACUGAGAGCCAGCAGGAGGCCAUACUUGAAGAUUUGCGGACUGAUAUCCCGGUACAUUACGACUUUCUGUUCUCUGACUCCCACGCUGAGGUCAUCUCGGGGAAGCAGGAAGGCGUUUACGCUUGGAUCGGCAUAAAUUUUGUCUUGGGGCGUUUUGAUCAUUUAGACGAUGAAGAUGAAGCACUGGUGGAGGUCAAUGUGCCUGGCAGCGAUCACAAGGACGCCAUCAUACGUAAGCGUACAGUGGGCAUCUUGGAUAUGGGCGGUGUCUCCACUCAGAUUGCAUAUGAAGUACCUAAAAGUGUAAGCUUUGCCUCCUUCCAGCAGGAAGAGAUGGCUAAGAACCUGCUGGCAGAGUUCAACCUUGGCUGUGAUGCCCAUGAGACACAGCAUGUGUACAGGGUGUACGUGGCCACCUUCUUGGGCUUUGGGGGCAAUGCUGCUCGACAAAGAUAUGAGGAGCACAUAUUCCUCAGCACAAUGGAAAAGAACAGACUUCUAGGGAAGAAGUUGGGUCAGUCUUCAGACAUGCCAUACCUGGAUCCAUGCCUUCCUUUGGACAUCCCGGAUAAAAUACAGCAGGGGGGACAAACUAUGUUUGUACGUGGAACAGGUGACUUUCAGCUCUGCCGUCGGAUCAUCCAGCCUCUUAUGAACUUAUCCAAUGAAACUCAGACUACUUUAAAUGGCAUCUACCAGCCACCUCUGCCAUACCACAACAGUGAGUUCUAUGGCUUCUCAGAGUUCUACUACUGCACCGAAGAUGUGCUGCGUAUGGGUGGGGACUACAACUCAGCGCGCUUUCUAAGGGCAGCACAGGAUUACUGUGCCACUAAGUGGACUGUUUUAAAGGAGAGAUUCGACCGUGGUCUGUAUGCUUCUCAUGCUGACAUGCACCGACUUAAGUACCAGUGCUUCAAGUCAGCCUGGAUGUAUGAAGUCUUCCACAAUGGUUUCUCAUUUCCUGCUAAUUACAGCAGUCUGAAGACUGUGCUGCAAGUGUAUGACAAGGAGGUUCAGUGGACGCUGGGGGCCAUCUUAUAUAGAACACGGUUUUUACCACUGAGGGACAUUCAGCAAGACCAGUUCCGUGGCAGUCACCCACACUGGCGUGGAGCAUCUUUUGUGUACAACCACUACCUGUUCCUGGUGUGUUUCAUGGUGGUCCUGCUAUCUAUUAUGCUGUACCUUCUAAGGCUUAGACGUAUCCACCGGCGCAUGCAGCGGAACACAUCUUCCUCUGCACUUUGGGUGGAGCAAGGACUGCAGCCAUCUGGGCUCCCUGGCACCUUGUAA